GCGGAAGGGAAUCGAACCGCGGGUGUGUCACGUAGCCCUAAGAAAUGGCGAAGGAGAUACAGGAUCAUCAGUUCCAGCGCCUUCUCCAGAUCUUUCCAGUCGUGCGCUCCCGUGACUACUGCGAAGAAGAUCGGCCACUCUCGACGCAAUCUCUGGACAAGGACAAGGAUGAGAAUGGAACACAGGGAACUACACACGGAGCAUUCUGGGUGAAGGUGAAAACUCUGGCGGAGCCAAAGCUAGGAAAGGAAGGGGCGGAACGUUUCUGCCAAGCGUUCCGGCGGGUGCACGAAGAUCUGGUGUUUAAGAAAGUGGCCGUGGAGUCCAUUUGCAAGAUUCUUAAGACCUGGGAACCAAGAAUCAAGUCGCAGUGACCAAUCCUAUGUGGUUCACACGUACAAUUAUAUAAGUUUGCUAGUCUCGCCA
This is a messenger RNA of Selaginella moellendorffii, 426 nucleotides long. RefSeq lists its product as uncharacterized. The transcript is spliced from 6 exons. The record is from RefSeq and is a predicted model, not a curated record. Lineage: Eukaryota; Viridiplantae; Streptophyta; Lycopodiopsida; Selaginellales; Selaginellaceae. The coding region runs from base 45 to 374 and encodes 109 amino acids.